Molecule: messenger RNA, 1073 nt
Organism: Botrytis sinoallii
Lineage: Eukaryota; Fungi; Ascomycota; Leotiomycetes; Helotiales; Sclerotiniaceae
Exons: 2
Coding region: 1-975 (324 amino acids)
Biological process (GO): carbohydrate metabolic process
Cellular component (GO): extracellular region
Molecular function (GO): chitinase activity
Source: RefSeq, a predicted model, not a curated record
AUGAAAUUUCUUAAUCUGCUUUCCGUUUCACUUUUGCCCCUAAUUCAAGCGAUUCCAAUCGACCCACAAGCUGCUCAGAACUCUACCAGUGAUGAUGUAGCCACAACUCCACGACUCGCUGUGUACGUUCAAACUUACCACGAGGAAUACAACAAAGACAGGAAUCUAUCUCUCUUACCUCUAUUGGGUGAAGAUAUCCUACCAACCCACGUCAUCCUCGCUGCCUUGCAUGUCAUGAGCACACCAGGGGUUAUUCAUUUGAAUGACGAUCCUCCUGAUGCUCCAAUGUACGAUGAGUUAUGGGAUCAGGUAAAGGCUCUUCAGACAGCAGGGAUAAGAGUAUCAUGUAUGAUGGGUGGCGCUGCUCCGGGAACUUGGAAUUAUUUUACUGGAGAUGACGAUGAUUUUCACCAAUACUACGACCCUCUCCUCAAUAAUUUCAUCAGGAAAUACAAUCUCAAUGGUAUAGACAUUGACGUUGAGCAAUUCGUGGAUAUCACUGUUGCUCUUCGUCUAAUCAAACAGCUUUACACCGACAUGGGUCCCGAAUUUGACAUAACUAUGUCACCAGUAGCUUCAGCUCUAUCUCACGGCGGAAGUCUCUCGGGAUUUUCUUAUUCUGAUCUCGACGCCCAAGCACGAGAUCCAGAUACCGGCACACCGAUGAUAUCGUUUUACAAUGCUCAAUUCACCAAUGGCUGGGGAUCCACAGGAAACACAAAUGAUUAUGACGCUAUUGUCAGCGCUGGCUGGGAUCCCUCAAGAGUAGUAAUGCUAGCUUCGGCUGCAAGAAAUGAUGCGAGUGGAUGGGUCCCGAUCAGUACGCUUAAGAACACGAUCAAAAGUUUGAGAAACAAAUAUCCCAAUUUUGGAGGUGUUAAUGGAUGGGAGUACUUUGAUGCGGGUAGUAGUGAUGGACUAUCUCAGCCACAUAUGUGGAUGGCGAAUCUGAGAGAGGCACUGAAUGUUUAUUGAGUUUAAUUUUAAUUUUAGGAGAGAGUGUAUUAGAGUAUAUAAGGUUAAAACAUACGGAUACUUUGUUUGAAAUUAUGAAUAAUUUUUCCAUUGAAAGA